Messenger RNA from Salvia hispanica, 484 nucleotides. NCBI's taxonomy places the organism in Eukaryota, Viridiplantae, Streptophyta, Magnoliopsida, Lamiales, Lamiaceae. The record is from RefSeq and is a predicted model, not a curated record.
UCAUGAAGAAGAGGGGAAAACUAAAGGCCGCACGCGGAACUGGAUGGUGGCCCUCAAGUCUUUGAUGCUCGUACUCCGGAUCUUUCAGGACGGCGAUCCCUACUUCCCUCGGGAGGUCUUCCACGCCAUGAAACGUGGCGCGAAGAUCCUCAACCUCUCCUCGUUCCGAGACGAGUCGAGCUCGAGCAGCCCGUGGGACUUCACGUCCUUCGUCCGGACCUUCGCCCUCUACCUAGACGAGCGCCUCGAGUGCUUCCUCACGGGCAAGCUCCAACGGAGAAGGCACGUUAACGGGCCGGUCAAGGAGAGCCCGACCUACCAGCGGGUCACGACCCGUGGCAGGCGGAAUAGCGAGCCGGUUUUAGAUAUGAAACCGGCUAUGCUCCUCGACCGGAUCACGUACUGGCAACGGCUGCUCGACCGGGCCAUCGCCCCCGGCCAACGGGAGAGGCCCGGAUCAACCGAUUGGUCCAAACGUGCUUAG